GGGGCAGGGCUGUCAUUGGCUGAAAGUUUCUAAGGUGAAAUAGAAGAGGAGAGUAUUUAUUACAGAGACACGGAGAGAGAGUUGGAGAGCUGAGCUUGAAAUUGCCUAGGUGAAAUUGGGAGCCUUAAACUUUCCAAAACCAAGGAACUUUUUUUUUCUUCUGAGAGGCAGAGAGAAAGAGGGGACAGAGAGGGGGCUAAUAAGACUAACUCCAAACUUUCCCAGCCCCUUUUGACUAUCCUCAGAGCUGGGUCCAUGCACGUCUCUGAGAGCAGAUCGCUGCAGCAGCAACUUUGCAGUGGGCUGUGAACAAACUUUUUUUUUCCUCCUGCAAGCUGCUGUUCACCACGCAAAACUUUCUUGUUUCUUUUGCAAAGUUUUUGCUGCCUUCCUUCUCUCCCCCACCCCCAACUCCCUCCUCCAUCUCUUCCUUGCUUCCUCCACCACAAACCCAGCUGGUUUUAAAGCGGCUUUGCCACUUUCUUGUUAUUUUUUUAAUCCCUCCCUCCCCCCCUCCUUGCCCCUCACCCCUUGAUUUUCAUCCCACUGUUUUUCCCCUCUGCCGCUUUCUCGCAUGAAUCUCCUAGACCCCUUCAUGAAAAUGACAGACGAGCAGGACAAAUGCAUCUCUGGCGCCCCUAGCCCCACCAUGUCGGACGACUCCGCGGGGUCCCCCUGCCCUUCUGGUUCCGGAUCGGACACGGAGAACACCAGACCCCAAGAAAACACGUUCCCCAAGGGCGAUCCGGAUCUGAAGAAGGAGAGCGACGAGGACAAAUUCCCGGUGUGCAUCCGAGAGGCGGUCAGCCAAGUCCUGAAGGGUUACGACUGGACCCUGGUCCCCAUGCCGGUCCGUGUGAACGGAUCCAGCAAAAACAAGCCCCACGUGAAAAGACCCAUGAACGCCUUCAUGGUGUGGGCGCAGGCGGCCCGGAGGAAGCUGGCGGACCAGUACCCGCAUCUGCACAACGCCGAGCUCAGCAAAACGCUGGGCAAACUCUGGAGGUUGCUGAAUGAGAGCGAGAAGCGCCCUUUCGUGGAGGAGGCCGAGAGGCUGCGGGUGCAGCACAAGAAGGACCAUCCCGACUACAAGUACCAGCCCCGGAGGAGAAAGUCAGUGAAGAACGGGCAGUCGGAGCAGGAGGAGGGCUCCGAGCAAACACACAUCUCCCCCAAUGCCAUUUUCAAGGCCCUGCAGGCGGAUUCUCCUCAGUCUUCCUCCAGCAUGAGCGAGGUUCACUCUCCCGGGGAGCACUCUGGGCAGUCCCAGGGGCCCCCGACCCCUCCUACUACACCCAAAACAGAUGUCCAGCCUGGGAAGCAAGACCUGAAGCGAGAAGGGCGCCCUUUGCAGGAAGGAGGAAGGCAGCCGCCCCACAUUGACUUCCGGGAUGUGGACAUUGGGGAACUCAGCAGCGACGUCAUCUCCAACAUAGAGACCUUUGAUGUCAAUGAGUUUGACCAGUACCUCCCACCCAACGGUCACCCUGGAGUCCCAGCCACUCACGGGCAACCCGGCCAAGUCACCUACAGCGGCAGCUAUGGAAUCAGUAGCACGUCAGCCACUCAAGCUGGAGCCGGGCAUGUUUGGAUGGCCAAGCAACAGCCGCAGCCACAGCAGCCGCCGCCGCCCCAGGCCCAGCCCCAGCCGCAGCACACGAUGACCACCCUGAGCAGCGAACAGGGCCAGGCCCAGCAGAGGACACACAUCAAGACGGAGCAGCUCAGCCCUAGCCAUUACAGCGAGCAGCAGCAGCACUCCCCUCAGCAGCUCAAUUAUAGCUCCUUCAACCUCCAGCACUACAGCUCCUCCUACCCGACCAUCACCCGCUCGCAGUACGACUACACAGACCACCAGAGUUCCAACUCCUACUACAGCCAUGCGGCCAGCCAGAGCACCAGCCUCUAUUCCACCUUCACGUACAUGAACCCCACCCAAAGGCCCAUGUACACGCCCAUUGCAGACACUACCGGAGUCCCUUCCAUUCCCCAGACCCACAGCCCACAGCACUGGGAACAGCCUGUCUACACACAGCUUACCAGGCCAUAAGGGCGACAACCACAACAAAAACAAGAGAGAAAAAAGAACUGUCUCCAACUUUUUUUUAAGACACUAACGCUAAAGAUGAUGAAAAAAGAGAACACAUCGGGCCUUCUGCACUACAGCACCCUUCAGGAAGUGGCCAGACCACUCUGCUGAGAACCAGCAAAACUCGCUACAGACAUUCCAAGGACUGGACUUUAACCUUGAUUCAGGGGCGAGAGAUGAGCUGUCUCACCGGCCAACUCGUCUGCCUGUGUUCGGACUUUCGUAAUUAUUUUUAGCAGUAAUUAAAAGAAGAAGAAAAAAAGGAAAAAAAAAUACUCAGAGUCCUCUGUGAGGAAUAUUCUCUAUUUUAAAUAUUUUUAGUAUGUACUGUGUAUGAUUCGUUACCAAUUUGAGGGGAUUUAUAUAUAUUUUUAGAGAUUUUUUUUUAAAUGCUCUUAUUUUUCCAACAGCUAAAACAACACUUAGUGGAGCAGUCCUAGCUUUUCUUGCAGUCAGAGGUAUUUUUGUAUAGAUAAAAGUAAUUUCUUUAAAGAAAAAUAAAAUAAAACGGUGUGCAUUAAUUAGGAAGAAAAACUGUUAAACAGUGAUUGGCAUCAGGCUAAGCUUUGGUCAGCUGUGCAGCCUAGGAGACGCAAGGGGUUAAAAACAAAAUAGGCUUUAUUUUUCUAACUUGGAAGUAGAGAGAGAGCCAGGAGGAGAAUGUGUUAGUAUUAUUUUUUUAAAGACCUUGAGCCUUAAAGCAGCGCUGUUGAAAAGCCUUAAAAGCAACCCUGUAAUAUUUUUUUUUCCUCGAGAUUCUUAUACGACUGCCUUCCAGUGCAAGGAGAAAGACAGAGCCCAGAAGGGAGGCAGAUCUGAUUUCUGGGAAAACUUAUGUCUGAUUCUUUUACCAACAAUUAGCAGCAGAUUAUGAUGCCACAACCAGCAUCACCCUCCUCAGCUUCCUGCUUUGGACACCAUGUGCAGGACAGAUGCUGGAAGCCUCCCAUCACCUCCCCAGCCCUUUAAAGAGCCUUGAGUGCAAACAUUUAGGGCCUGAUCCCAAGCCCAUUAAAGACCCCUAUUGGCUUCAGUGGGCUUUGGCUGAAACCCGUAGGGCACAUUGGAAACAUCAGACACAUUUUAAAUUAUUUAUUUUGUGAGAAAAGCCAAUUUAAUCAAGAUUUCCUUUUUAAAAUCUCCCUUCCAAUUUUUUAACUCCUUUAAAAGCGAUUAGAUUUGUUGGAGUCUUAUUUGGAGGGUACGAUGCCUCUUAAAUUAUGAUCUAAACUGUAACCAGUUCGUUAUUUAUCUCUAAUUCCUUUUUAUUAUUAUUAUUAUUGUUGUUAUUCUUUGGAAUCUGUGUCCUAGGUUUGUACAAACAUGGCCUCUUCCUUUUUUUCUUUUGUUUGAAGGAUAAACUGGAAUUUUGUUUUGUACAAACUAGAGAUUGCAAAUGUAGUGUAUCACUGAAUCAUUUGCCUUGUUUUCUGCCUCAGCUCUUUUGGACACACAAACGUGUGUGUGUGUGUGUGAGACACAAGACACUAUUGACAAAAGCAGGUGUGUCCUCCUGCUAACCUUCCACCCCUUGAUAUUGUUUUGAGGUGGGGACUUUGGUGAAGCUGUGGCUGAACAGUUAAGAAUUGCUUUUUAAAAAAGACAGCAAACUUUUUUUAUUUAAAAAAAUGAUAUAUUUGUUAACAGUUGUGGGAGGUUUUUUUUGUUUUGGGGGUAUUUUUUUUUUAGGGAUUCAGUAGAAAAAAAAAUCUUAAAGCACUCAUAAUAUGGCCUCUUUCUAUUUCUGUAUAAAAGCAGAUCUUUUUAAAGUAUUUCUGUAACUUAAAAGACCUGUCAUUUAAAUCAUAUUGUGUCUUUAGGUAAGUUUGUUUUAUUUUGUUUUGUUUGC
This is a messenger RNA of Mauremys reevesii (Reeves's turtle), 3938 nucleotides long. It is a transcript of the gene SOX9, whose product is annotated as SRY-box transcription factor 9. The coding region runs from base 575 to 2050 and encodes 491 amino acids. The record is from RefSeq and is a predicted model, not a curated record. Gene Ontology annotation, molecular function: DNA-binding transcription factor activity, RNA polymerase II-specific; RNA polymerase II cis-regulatory region sequence-specific DNA binding. Gene Ontology annotation, biological process: morphogenesis of an epithelium; negative regulation of transcription by RNA polymerase II; chondrocyte differentiation. Lineage: Eukaryota; Metazoa; Chordata; Testudines; Geoemydidae. Gene Ontology annotation, cellular component: nucleus. The transcript has 3 exons.